AUGACCACCACUACAAAGCUUACUGAUUCAGGGGGUGCAUUACUGGCCGAUCCAACCAAGUACAGGUCAAUUGUGGGGGCCUUGCAAUAUGUCACGUUGACCUGUCCAGAUGUCUCCUUUGCGGUGAAUCGCGCUUGCCAGUUUAUGCAAUCACCGACAGAGGAGCACUGCUGGGAGAAAUUCUCUUCUCUAAGUAAAGCUGAAGGGAGGAAAGAGAAGACUUUCUGUAGUUUUCUGGUGUGGGGAAUUUGGCUGGCAAGAAACGAAUUGGUCUUUAUAGGGAAGAGCCGGACACCUCUAGGGGUUAUACAAUAUGCGAGUAAAGCUUCCGAAGGCUUUAUCAAAGCUCAUCCAUGUCCAUCAUCAAGUACCUACCUGGUAGGUAAUAGGCUGGGCCAGAACCAGUGGUGUCCUCCUCCUGAUGGACAGAUCAAAUUAAAUUGUGAUGCAGCAUUAUCAGGGAAGAAGGAUAUGGCCGGGACCGGGCACAUUCUUAGGAACUCUAGAGGUCAUCCGAUUUCAGCAAUAUCUGAAUCAGUUAACUUCUUAGACAUCAUUAUUGGUGAGAUUCUGGCGAUUAGAAGUGGGGUUCUCCAAGCUAUAGAGGAGGGCAUGGAAAAGGUAGAGGCCUAUAGAUUCGCAGAAAUGAGAGCGAAUCUUCAAUUUCAGAAUCAUGUUGUUUCACUUAGCUCCUUGUUGCCAACCGAUGUUUGCUCUACUCCUGCCAAAGGUUCCGAAAUCUUAAGCAGGCUAUUGCAAGUAACUCACAAAUAUGGACCUUGCUCACUAUUGAAGGAAGGGAAAUCAAAAAUCCCAAGUAUUAGCCUGAUUCUCACCAACGACCAAACCCGAGUGAAGUCCAUCAAUUCCAAAUUCUCCAACCAACAGUCAUCGGUAGCAGAUUCUACAGUACAAAUUCCUGCCAACUCUGGCGAUUCUUAUGGGACUGGAAACUACGUUGUCAGGAUUGGAUUUGGAACACCUCAGCAACAUUUCACACUAGAAUUCGAUACAGGUAGCGAUCUUACUUGGAUCCAAUGCCUACCAUGCAACUCCAGCAAUUGUUAUUCACAACAAGAUCCCUACUUCAACUCUUCUGCUUCCUCCACCUAUUCCAACAUCUCAUGUGGCUCCACUGCAUGCUCGCAAUUGCAAUCAGCAGGCUAUGCACAGUCAUCUUGCACCACCAAUUGCCUCUACCAGGUCACAUAUGGCGAUGGAUCCUACUCUGAAGGGGACUUUGUAACUGAUACACUAACACUAUCUUCCUCUAAUUUCUUCUUAAAUUUCGAAUUCGGGUGUGGUCACAACAGCAUUGGCUUAUUUGGUACUACAGAUGGAUUACUAGGCCUCGGCCGCAAUCAGAUAUCUACAGUAUCACAAACUGCUUCAAAAUAUGGAAAGAAUUUCUCCUAUUGUCUUCCAUCUUCAAGCAGCUCUACUGGUUUUCUUGCAUUCGGUAGCCAAGUGGGUUCCUCAUCUUCUAAUGCUCAAUACACUUCAUUACUAACAAAUUCAAACCACCCCUCGUUCUAUUUCCUAAAUAUGACGGGUAUAAGUGUUGGAGGACAGAAGCUAUCAAUCGCAGCAUCAGUUUUUACAACUUCAGGAACCAUUAUAGAUUCUGGAACUGUCAUCACUCGUUUGGCACCAGCAGCCUAUUCAGCUCUUAGUUCGGCAUUUCGUCGAGCAAUGUUGAGGUAUCCCCUUGCGCCACCGUAUUCACUAUUGGACACAUGCUAUGAUUUGUCUAGAUACAGUACAGUAACAUUACCAAGCAUAGUGUUGCAUUUUGGUGGAGGUACUAACUUGAAUGUUGAUCAGUCUGGGAUUAUAAUUCAAGCAACCUCAACUCAAUAUUGCUUGGCUUUUGCUGGAAACAGCCUUCCUACCGAUUUGGGGAUACUUGGAAAUAUGCAACAGCACACAUAUGAGGUGGUUUAUAAUGUGGCAGGAGGAAAGCUGGGAUUUGGCACUGGUGCUUGUAGUUAAUAUGAACGAUACCUUUGUAAUAUAAAGAUAAUAUGGCCAGAAAUCAAGCGACUCAUAGAUUAGCAAUAGA
Telopea speciosissima is the source of this 2062-nucleotide messenger RNA. Its product is annotated as aspartyl protease family protein At5g10770-like. Gene Ontology annotation, biological process: proteolysis. The record is from RefSeq and is a predicted model, not a curated record. The coding region runs from base 1 to 1992 and encodes 663 amino acids. The transcript is spliced from 4 exons. Gene Ontology annotation, molecular function: aspartic-type endopeptidase activity. NCBI's taxonomy places the organism in Eukaryota, Viridiplantae, Streptophyta, Magnoliopsida, Proteales, Proteaceae.